Tarenaya hassleriana is the source of this 1074-nucleotide messenger RNA. RefSeq lists its product as uncharacterized. NCBI's taxonomy places the organism in Eukaryota, Viridiplantae, Streptophyta, Magnoliopsida, Brassicales, Cleomaceae. Bases 217 to 1026 code for a protein of 269 amino acids. The record is from RefSeq and is a predicted model, not a curated record. The transcript has a single exon.
GCUCAUACACACAUACAUACGUAUAUACACACCCUCUCUCUCUCUCACCCACCCGCAGAGACUUCGAUGGACAAUGAAAGCUCCACGAACAUCUAGAGAGAGAAACAGAGUCUCUAACUUCUAGAGAGAGAUAGAGAGACCCCAGAAACACAGAGACAGAUAGAAGAAGAAACCGGUCGGAGAAGUAAAACGGAUCCUGAACCCGACAACCCGAUUAUGCCAAGCGGCUGGGUUAAAUCUUUGCAAUGCAAAUCCAAGGCCUUCGACGAUGUCUAUCACUCCAACGGUAAACUUCUCAUGCCCAGUUACAGUUGCAGGAAGAGCUCCCAGAGCGUCAGGGACGUGGUCGAUACCCGACCCGGUAGAAAAAACCCGAAACUCGAUCCGAAUCUGAGGCGUAUGCGCUCUUAUAGACCCGAAUCCGACCCGAAUCCACCUGCCCGAACCCGCCGGAGCGCCUCUGCUCGGACGCCGGACGCGGCGGUUCCCGCGCUGACCGAGUUGUCCGAGGGACACCCUUCGAGGAACGUCGUGGAUAUCAUAUUCCAAUCGAGUUGGAGCCCCGACGGGUUCCCGGGUCGGGUCGAGAUGAUCUUCAAGGUCGAGAACGGGUCUAGGACGGUGACCCGGUUCGAGGAGUACAGGGAGGCGGUGAAGUCACGCGCGUGCGGGGGCGCGUGUGAGGAGGACGCGCGGUGUUUGGCCGACGGGAACGAGAUGAUGAGGUUUUACCCUUUGGGCCCGAUCCCCGGCGGAGUUAAUGGCGGCGCGUGGGCUUUUCCCUGCCAGAAGGGAACUCCGGCGGCGGCUGCAACGGUCUGCACGUUUUCCGGCAGCGGAGAGGCGCAUGCUCGCGGCGGAGGCGGAGGAGGGAGGAGGGCGAUGCUGAUCUGUAGGGUGAUAGCGGGUCGGGUGGCAAAGAAAGGCGGGUACGGGUCGGACUCGGUCGCGGGUCGCGACGGCGAGUUGAUUGUGUUCGAUACUCGCGCUGUGUUGCCUUGUUUCCUAAUCAUUUUCAGAUUGUAAACACAAAAGUUAAUUGAUAAAAUAAAACCCAAUAUUCUAAUUUUUUUA